UACACUUGGUCAAACAACAUCUGAUGAUAAUGAUGAUGUAUAGCUCAAAUUGACGAUUGUUGAUAUUGCUAAUAAUGCCCUCACAAAGAUUGAAAAUUUGUCUCAUUUGCCUGCUUUGGAGGAAUUCUGGGCAAACAAUAAUCAAUUUGAUAAUGAGUGCUAUAAACAAGUGGAAGAAGAGCUGGGCAAGAUCAAGACACUGGAGACAGUCUAUCUUGAAGGAAACCCAAUGCAAUUGAAUAAUAAAGCAACCUAUCGUAAUAAGAUUAGGUUAGCUUUGCCUCAUAUUAAGCAGAUCGAUGCCACGUAAGUGUGUGUGUUCUAAGAGUAAUAAAACCAUACUAAUUUGAUGUAGUCCUGUUCGAUGAAAAAUGAGUGGCUUAUGAUUGGCCUGAUUCCCGACUCUCGCUGUCCCCCAAAUAUACGCUGCACACACCAAGAACUACACACCCACUUUUUUCUCUUUUUCCCUAUUUCCUGUUAUUUCUUCCCUUCUUUCUCUAAUAAAAAUAUGCUGGAAACGAAUAAACCCUUCAUGUUUGGUUCAAGCACUACGACAACAGCGACCUCGAACGGUACAAACACAUCACCCCAGUCAGCACAACCCCCACCAUCACCACCACCUCUUCCUCUUCCUCCUACAGCGACAACGACGACAGCUACAACAGCAACAACGACAACGACAACGACAACAACAACAACAUCACCACCACCUCCUUCACUACCACCAACAACGGUAGGUACGACCACCACUACAACAACAACAGCAGCGGCUACUAUGAAUACAACACCUGAAUUACCAAGUCCAAAGAGUGUCUUGUCAAGGCCCGUCAAUAGUUUUUAUUACAGAGAAGAAGAUAAAGAGCCUUACUUACCUGCAUAUCAAGGACAGCCAGUACGACUGAACUCUGCUUUUAGUCAUGGACCAGAAGACUAUGCAUAUAAACCCAAUAGCAGCGGUAGUAGUGCAAGCAAUUACACACAGCUGUUACCAAUGUCACAUCAUUAUUCUCCACCGUCUGCCAAUGUGAUGAAACACAUGAAAGAAGAAUCCCCCAUUUACUCACUCAAGAACAAUUACAAUACCUUUGACGUAGACGAGAUAGAUAACUGGUUUGAUACACAGUAUGACGGAGAAUUAGGAGAUAACAGAAAAGCUAAAAGACGAAAAGAAAUGACACUAAAAAUGGAGAAACUGAAUGCUGAAUUUCUAGAAAAGAAGGAUAGAUUAUAUAAUGAGAAAUUGUCAGCUAUUGAUAAAGAAUUGAAGGAAGCACGUAAAGAUGUACAUGCAACGUAUUUGGAUGGACUAAGGGAUUUAGAAAAUAUGAGACGAAAAAUGAUUGAUGAUGGUCAACUAUUUAGAGAAUAUCAAAAGCAAGUGACAGACCAUCAAUUUCAAUUAGAAAUAUACCAAGCAGAAGAAGAAUACUUGCUUGAAACGCAAGAAAUAAGAGAAAAGUUAUUUAGUGUAUUGGAAGAAAAGAGACGUAAAUUGAAAGAAGAUAAAGAUAAUUGUGAUCUAGCUUAUGAUGUCGUACUGGACUCACAGUCAAGAUUACAUAAACGUAAUUUGCGUAAAAGAGGAACAGAGAAUAUGGAGAAUAAAGCCAACAAGAGAAAACAAAUGAAUGGCCCGGCACUUGUCUUCAAGUUGAAAGAAGAGGAUAUCAAUUCUGAUAUGCAAGCAAUACGAAACGCGUUACGGUCAUUUUCAUCAUCCAUCACAUCGUCAUCUUCACCUCUACCGAAAAGAAAUCAUACAAUCAAUAGCAGCAAUAACAACAAUAGUAGCAGUAGCAGUAAUAGUAAUAGUAGUAGUAGUAAUAAUAAUGCUAGUAGUAUCACCAGUAGUAGCCAUAGUAAUAACAACAAUAAUAAAAAGAAAUGAUUCGUUUCUAUUUAUUGAGUUGAAACAAAAAAUUGUGAUUGGACAGUUUAAGUUUAGUGAAUUUUAUGCACUGUAAGCAAUGGAAAGUGUAAAGUGUGUGUGUGUAACAGCUACUCAACAAUUGAAAUGAAAAAGAAAAAGAAAAAAGGGCUUUAAUGAAAAAAAGAAACCUAUUGUAUUU
Molecule: messenger RNA, 2072 nt
Organism: Rhizopus microsporus ATCC 52813
Lineage: Eukaryota; Fungi; Mucoromycota; Mucoromycetes; Mucorales; Rhizopodaceae
Exons: 7
Coding region: 365-1891 (508 amino acids)
Biological process (GO): negative regulation of transcription by RNA polymerase II
Cellular component (GO): Sin3-type complex
Molecular function (GO): histone deacetylase binding
Source: RefSeq, a predicted model, not a curated record